Messenger RNA from Vicia faba (fava bean), 1383 nucleotides. NCBI's taxonomy places the organism in Eukaryota, Viridiplantae, Streptophyta, Magnoliopsida, Fabales, Fabaceae. The record is from the annotation of a GenBank genome assembly.
AUGGAAUCAGAGAAACGCUAUGCUUCAGCUUCUUCUUCUCUUACCCCUACUUCUUCAUCCUCCUCUUCCUCUCCCUCUCCCUCUCUGUCCGACGAGUUUGAGGCGGCCGAGACUCUAGCUUACUUUGCGCGAUUACCAAUGCGCCGCCACACCACUCAUUCCACCGAUAACUCCUGCACCAACCGAUUCAACCUCGACUCAACGAUUCCUCACUCGGAUCCUCCUCCGCCUAGUACGCAAAAUGAGUGCUUAAGAAACAUCAAGGUGGAGCAGGAUGCUGAUUUAUCCAAGACUGAUCACUGCAACAAGACGAGACGUGAUUUAACAGAGGAAGAAAAAGAAGCACGGAGGAUACGAAGGGUAUUGGCAAAUAGAGAGUCCGCUAGGCAGACGAUUCGCCGCAGGCAGGCUCUGAGUGAGGAGUUAAGCAGAAAAGCUGCCUCGUUAGUGCUGGAAAAUGAAAACCUAAAGAGAAAGAAGGAGCUGGCUUUGAAAGAGUAUCAGUCUUUAGAGACUACAAAUAAGCUCUUAAAAGCACAAGUAUCUAAGUCAAUAAACACGAAAGUGGAGAAAACUCCUAUUGAGCAGGAGUUAUCUAUGGCGGAGGUAGCACCUAUGUCUGGUAAUAGUCCAUGGUUUCGUUAUAACCAUUUUCCGGUUAGACAAUUAUUUUGGCCCUCCAUCUUUCAAUCUUCUAAUCAAGUUCAUACACCAUUUAACUCCAUUGCCAUUCCAUCACAUGUAUACGUACCAUGUUCUUCUGAGUCUGAAUCUCCUCACAAGCGAGAUAACCCUAUAAAUGACAAUCAAACACAAAAUCCAUUGUACAUGUUUCCAUGUCCUUGGUUAUACCCUCCUCCAGAUAUUGGAAAUGGACAGCCAUCGGCUUCCAGUUGCAUAGAAGAUAAACAAGAUAAUCUUCCUCUAGAUGAACAAUGCAGUACUAGUUUAUCCUUAAACAGAGCAGGAAAUGGGAACUAUCAUGACACUCUACCUAUCAAUUUGAAAACAGAACCUACUGAACGGACCAAAUCCAGAUCUAGUAGUGACCCUGGUCACACCACUCCGUGUUUUUCUUUGGAUGGAAUUGAGCAGAAAAAAAGAUGUCACAAUACAGAAAAGUUCCAUAGACCUGCAUUUGAUUGUAAUGGACAUGCUUCUGUAGUCAAGCAAGAACCCGAGCUUCAGUUAAAUUUGGCUUCCAACACCAAGGUAUCUUCAACAGCUUCUGGUAUCACAGCUUCUUCACUUGAAAAGAAACAAGAACAGUUCAUAUGCUCAGGAAAAAAUCUAGUGAAUGCAGUUGCUGCGGCAGAGGCACGAAAGAGGAGAAAGGAACUAACAAAACUAAAAAGUAACCAAAACCGCCGGAUGGAGUGUUGA